This is a messenger RNA of Dujonia railenensis, 1359 nucleotides long. The record is from the annotation of a GenBank genome assembly. Lineage: Eukaryota; Fungi; Ascomycota; Pichiomycetes; Serinales; Debaryomycetaceae.
AUGCCAGGAAUUGUAAAAAAGUUUAGUAGAGCAACAUUGUCAGGGGGGUUUUCCAUUAUUAGGCGUAGGCAGAUGGCUGGAGUUUAUCGCUCUCUCCAUCUUUCACCAAUAGUCUCUGAAAGCAAAGCUGGUGUUAAACAACAAAGCCAACAAGAAAAUUUUCUCGAAGAAUAUAGAACGAGAUCACAGUUGGAAAGAAUAAUACACCACUAUUCUUCCAAGCCGUUACCGCAAUUUUCUUUGUCCAAGCUAUAUGAGCAAUCGACUUCUUUAAACGAUGAGUAUAUACUUCAAAAUGCCAGAGACACAAUUGAGCACUUACUAGUGUUUAAUGCACGUAGAUUGCAGCAGUUUAGAACAUUGCCAUAUUUAGUAGUGUUGAAUCCAUCCAUAUCGGAAUCGUAUGAAAUGUAUUUAAACACAAUGUCGUUACUCAUCACUUCACUAUUACACCUCCCGAAGACAUUAGAAGAAAAUGUGAGGUUCAGUGAGGAUGUUCUUAAAAAGUUCAUUGAAGUUCACAUGGAUACAUUACCAGGGUUAUCUAAGGGAUUUCAAGAGGUGCUGCAUUUGAUUCAUCUUGACCAGAUAAAACAGUUCUUGGAUAAUCAUUUAGUUGAAAGAAUUAGAAUGAGACUUGUAGCCCAUCAGCAUAUCCAGUUGACGGAGACCAUAUCAAAUGGUGGUAGUGGAUACGAAGUUGGGGGUCGCUACAACGGUGUUAUCAAGCUAUUAAAUAUAUCUGAAAUAAUUCGUAACAACGCUGAGCAUGUGAAUGACUUGUUUUUGAUGAAGUAUGAUCAAUCAGUCCCGAUUAAGAUUGAUAACAACCUUUACCCCGAUAAUUUUUGGGCCAAAAAAGAUUUGGCUAAAUCAAAGAAUAAUACUAAUAGUGAUGAUAUCAUUUUUCCGUAUAUCGAGUAUCACUUAGAUUAUAUACUUACCGAACUUUUUAAGAACUCGUUCCGUGCUCAUAUUGAAAACCAGGUAUCUGAUCCAGUUCAGAUCACUAUAUCAGUAUCUCAGCAUUCUUCUGAAUCCUCCGACCCUCCUUCUUACCUUGAAAUUAGAAUUAGAGAUAAGGGUAAGGGAAUACCUAAGCAUAUCAUAGGAAAUAUGUUUGACUACUCUUUCACCACCUACGAUUCUGGAGAGGGUGACAGUUACAAGACCUUGAAUGUGCCUCCAGGAUUAGGUGGAAACACUGUCGCCGGUAUGGGUUAUGGAUUACCGCUCCUGAAAAAUUACAUUCAAGUCUUUAAUGACACACAGGGCGAAACUGGCACCAAGGGACUGCUUACCAUUCAGUCAUAUUUGGGCUGGGGAACUGAUGUGUACUUGAAAGCUGUAGGCUCUUAG